Molecule: messenger RNA, 1167 nt
Organism: Drosophila novamexicana
Lineage: Eukaryota; Metazoa; Arthropoda; Insecta; Diptera; Drosophilidae
Exons: 1
Coding region: 1-1167 (388 amino acids)
Source: RefSeq, a predicted model, not a curated record
AUGGGGAUUGCAGAGACAGACAAAAGAGUACAAAGAGACUCGUCAGAUGUCAAGGCCCAAAAGGCCAGGAACCGCUCGUUUUUGAAACGACGCGCAGUGCAAUUGAGCAAUUGCUAUUUGCAGAGCAACUGGAAUUUGUGCACACAUUUGCAGCGUCAAUGGAAUCGUCGCCGUUUGCGUCGCCUCUUCUCGUCGGAUAAGCACUCUGGCAGGGAUUCCAAUCGUUCCAAUCUGAAACAACAGAGCUGGUCCUUUUUCUGGUACACUUUGGUGCCCAUGUUUCUGGUGUUGUGCUUCAGCUGCGGCAUUACCUUGUAUCAAAAUACCGACGCCGUCUCGAAGUUCAUGCAACGCUACUCUACCCAGUAUCAGGCUAUAGUGCACAACAAGCUGAACUACUGUGAUCGCACCAUACCGUUGCACGAGAUAUUUGAGCACAUUCACCAGAAUGUCAUUAAUCAGGAGGUGGCACUCGAACAACUGGAACAGGCAUUGGCCAACCAAAGCUCAUUUCAGGCCAUUGCGCUGGUCGGAACUUCGGGCGUUGGCAAAAGCCUUACAAUGCGAAUGCUACAGGAGCAAUAUCCAUGGUCGGAGAACGUCCAGAAUAUUGCCUGGAAUGACUAUGAGCUCAUUGACGAGGAGGCACGCUACCAAGCCGUAUGGGGCAUGCUCAGCAACCUGGCGCAUUGCGGCCGCAAUUUGAUAAUCAUUGACAACAUGGCCAUGUGCGAUUUGGAAUAUGUAUCAUCAAUUAAUUCACUGAUACUAUCAAACACUGACGUGGCCAGCGGUAACAACGACCUGGACAAGAAGCAGCUGACAAUCAUCUAUGUCUUCAAUCUCAACGGCAUGCUUCCCGAGGAGCACUACAGCCAGCAGCUAAAGAUGCUGCAGAAUCUGCCGCCAACCACGGUAAUAUCGUAUCGUGUUUUUGGGCCGGAUGAUCUGGAAAAGUGUGUGCGCCACGAGGCCAAAGUGGUCGGUCUUAACUUGGAAGAGCGCUAUGUCGAAGAAAUGGUCAACACAACAGAUGUGAAGGUCUCCGGAUGCAAGACGGUACGUUCUAAGGUUUUGAUCUAUGGACUGCCACAGUCGAAUGACGAGGAGGAGCAGGAGCAGGAGAAGCACAGCCAGACUGAAAUGACACCUAUCGAGGGUCACUAA